UGGAAAAGUUUAGUCGUAAGAUACAUGUCUUGAUAUAUCAACUUAGCCCUAGAAUAUGACCGGUGUUAUUUCAAGUAUACCUUCAUGACACAAAAUCAUGCGGGCCUUUCUCCCGCCUCCGUCGAGACCAUCGCCGGUCUUUCCGCCGGUUCCAUAGCGACACUCGUUGUCCACCCGCUGGAUAUAGUCAAGACCCGGAUGCAAAUCCACCAACGCGCAACCUCGCACCCGCUAACCACGCUCUCCUUAAUCCGGACGCUAACCCAGACGCCCCACCCCAUCGCCUCUCUGUACCGGGGCCUGGCGCCGAACCUGCUCGGCAAUGCGUCCAGCUGGGCCUCCUUCUUCUUCUUCAAGGCGUGGACGGAGCGGGCCCUCCUCUCGCUCAAACCUUCCGCCCCGACCGCGGCGGCGGCGGACGGCUCCCCCUCUGCCCCCGCCGCCUCCCUCUCGGCGCGGGACUACUUCCUCGCCUCGGGCGCCGCCGGCGUCGUCACCCAGGUCCUGACGAAUCCUCUCUGGGUCCUGAAGACGCGCAUGCUGUCCUCCGACCGCGGCUCCGCCGGCGCGUACCCGGACCUGCGCUCCGGCGCCGCGCGCCUGUUCCGCGACGAGGGGUGGCGCGGCUUCUACCGGGGGCUGGGCAUCAGCUUGUUCGGCGUCGCCCACGGCGCCGUGCAGUUCGCCGUGUACGACCCGUUGAAGCGUCUAUAUUUCUCGCGCCGGGCGACCUCCUCCUCCUCCUCAGCCUCAGCCUCUCAUCGAAGUUCCCGCCGUCGCUCCGAUGUUGAAUCUUCCCGGGACCAGCAGCAGCGGAUAAGCAACGAAGCGACCCUCGUGCUCUCCAGCGUCGCGAAGCUGGUUGCCGGCGCCGUCACGUAUCCGUACCAGGUGAUCCGGAGCCGGCUGCAGAACUACGACGCCGACGCACGCUUCGGGCGGGGCAUCCGGGGCGUUGUGGGGAGGACGUGGAGGGAGGAAGGGUGGCGGGGCUUUUACCGCGGCAUCAUACCUGGCGUCGUGAGGGUCUUGCCCGCGACCUGGGUCACCUUCUUGGUGUACGAGAAUAUGAAGUUUUACCUACCGCGGUGGACGGGCUAGGCGGGUUUUGUGGUUGUGCGAUGCCGCCAGUUUUGUUCUCUUCCUAUUUAAAAGUCAUGGUUAUGCCUAGGUAGUCUAAGAUAUCCACCCUAGCCUUCUUUAUUACUUGUAUCAUAAUAUAGCUCUAGCUAGAAGCUGUACAGCUGUAAGUCAGUCCCUCCUGAAGUUUCUCUCAUAACCAAUAAUGAAUGAAAACAUCAUUUACCACGAUAAAAUAGUAGCAA
Annulohypoxylon truncatum is the source of this 1325-nucleotide messenger RNA. RefSeq names its product mitochondrial carrier. The coding region runs from base 85 to 1101 and encodes 338 amino acids. The transcript has 2 exons. Gene Ontology annotation, biological process: nucleotide transport; folate import into mitochondrion. Lineage: Eukaryota; Fungi; Ascomycota; Sordariomycetes; Xylariales; Hypoxylaceae. Gene Ontology annotation, molecular function: folic acid transmembrane transporter activity; FAD transmembrane transporter activity. Gene Ontology annotation, cellular component: mitochondrion. The record is from RefSeq and is a predicted model, not a curated record.